CCAAUAGGAACUCUUACUUCUUACUGCUUGCAAUCUUACAACCGUCUUGUAGAGGGUCCUUUAGUGUCUCGUAAAGCUGCUUCUAUAGCUGUUCAAUUUCUGUGUAACUCUUUUCUUUGGUAUAAGUGUAGGAAAAUAACUCUUGAAAUCAUGUCAGCUAAGAAUCACCCUAGUCCAGAUACUAGAUAUACAUUUGCAGAUUUAGUGCUUGAUGUUCGUUCAUCAAUUAAUGAACUACCACGUUGGAGCUUUAUCGAUCUUCCGAAUCAACUUGUAUUAUAUCGUACAGAUGAGGAUAAUUUGACAUUAACUGUAAUCGUGGAAGAAGAAUAUACUGUAGAACAUGAGCAUCCAGAUUUGGAUUACACAGUAUGCAUUACUAUGGCAGACAUAGAUAAUUUUGAUAUCUUCAAGAAAAAUUUACAAAGGAUAAGAAUAUGCAGAGGAUAUAAGAAUGCACAGCAAAGGAGACAUCCAAAGUGCGUUAAAACAUUAGGUUCCGACCAUGGCCUUUCUUCAUUUAAUAUGAGAUGCUCGUUUUGCGGACAAUGGAAUAAGCAAAGGAGAAAUAAGAUGGAAAGAGAUAAGGAUUUUCAGGUGAUGGAGACUAUUAUACAGAAUCAGUUGCUGAAGAUUGAACCAAUAUUGAGAUCCUUCGAUGACAAGACUCGUACUAUGAAGAAUACUAUUAAAACACUGAUGAGUAAACGUAUCACUUAUAGAAGCCGCCAGCCUUAAAAAGCUGCUGCUUUACAUAUUCUUGAGAUUGAAGCUUUUACUUUUGUUUUCUAAUUCUUUUCUUUUAAAUCAUAAAAAAUUGUAAAUUAUAAUAUAAUUUCUAUGAUACAAUUGUAAUUUGUUGUUUAUAAAAAUAUAAGUUCUACAUAUUGUUUCAGCGAAAUUCAUUUAAAUUGUUAUUUCUAUUUAGCACAAAAUAAAUAUAAAUGAAAAUGAGUAUAAACAU
Molecule: messenger RNA, 964 nt
Organism: Ooceraea biroi (clonal raider ant)
Lineage: Eukaryota; Metazoa; Arthropoda; Insecta; Hymenoptera; Formicidae
Source: RefSeq, a predicted model, not a curated record